Zophobas morio is the source of this 1199-nucleotide messenger RNA. RefSeq lists its product as uncharacterized. The coding region runs from base 109 to 1131 and encodes 340 amino acids. NCBI's taxonomy places the organism in Eukaryota, Metazoa, Arthropoda, Insecta, Coleoptera, Tenebrionidae. The record is from RefSeq and is a predicted model, not a curated record. The transcript has 5 exons.
AUAGUGCAAUAUUACCUCAUUCUUCUAUAAUAAUAUUCUAAAAAUAACCUGCAACAAAAAUUCACAAUUACUAUUUACUUCAAUCCGGUAAAUUGACCUUUUUAUUCAAUGAAUAUGUAUUAUCGCAUAAAAAUUAUUUCGAUAUUUUUAACGCAGUCGUCGGAUCUUCGUGGUAAAAACUCGUGCAGAUUUGCGAUUGCUCAUUUUCCAUUUUUGUUGCGUAUAUACAGCGCAUACAAAAGCCACAAUUCCAUUGGAACGGUGUACUUUUGCAGUGCCACUCCUACUGUUACAAUGGAAUUCUCACGAGUACUUCUCUUAACAGUUUUUUAUUCUUUCACUUGCACUGGAGCUAGAAAUAAUAACUGGGACGAUUGGGCCCAAAACUUAAACCGGGAUAUACAACAAAGGGUUAGGCAAAGUUUAAGUGGUUUGGACAAUCUGGGGAGCACCAUAUCUCAACAAGUCCAGCAGAAUUUAGCAGGUAUUAAUCCAUCUGUGAGCAACUCCGCUAACUAUGCCAACCCACGUGGUACCGUUUACGAACACGAAGUAUAUGAAAACACACCGCAAGCCACCGUUCAGUUUAAUAAGAAAUCUGGUGGUUUCGGCAAUUUAGGCAGUUUGGACAAUUUAGGAAGUACCAUUUCUCAGCAAGUGUAUGAAGGUUUGAGACCAGUGCGUGAAAUGCAAGCUAAACUCAAGAUAAAAUUCGGAGAAGAUGGUACCACAGUCGCCACGUUUAAAGAUAAACAAGUGAUUGUGCGCGAUGGGGUCUUUUACAAAUGCGAAGGUACCAUUUCCGAAGAGGACGGUUCCUGCUCUGGUACUUUACGCAAAUCGUCUUUCGAAAGCAAGAAAGACUUCUGUUACGCAAAUAUCAACACAAUUAUUAACAAUUGGUACUGCAUUUCGUCCGGUGGCGGUGUCAGUUCCGGAAUUAUUAAUGGAAACAUGUACUGCAAUGGUUUCCAGAACAACCCCACUCUGUUGAUUUCGAGGGAAGAUUACAGAAAUUUAUGUGGAGACCACAGUUCUGACGUAAGGUGCUCCGGUGGUACUCCUUACACGUGCACUUACACGGAAGACCGAAAUCCCAGAGUUCCCAAUUUCACACACACUUUGUUAUAAAAAAGUUUAAUGUAUCGUUACACUGUAAAAAUAAUAAAAAAUUUGUUGGUUACAGUGAGAGAAUACUA